Gaeumannomyces tritici R3-111a-1 is the source of this 1602-nucleotide messenger RNA. RefSeq lists its product as hypothetical. The transcript has 5 exons. The coding region runs from base 262 to 1494 and encodes 410 amino acids. NCBI's taxonomy places the organism in Eukaryota, Fungi, Ascomycota, Sordariomycetes, Magnaporthales, Magnaporthaceae. The record is from RefSeq and is a predicted model, not a curated record.
CAGCGAUGGAAGGUAGCUGUUCGUCGACAUAAAGGGGUUGAUAUCAGUCCACAGGAGGACCCUCUGCGUACUGCUUAUUGGCUCUGCCCUGCUCCACGCGCUUGUGAAGAAUAUUAAUGCAGUAGACAACACUGCCAGCCUGCCUACCUACCCACAUAAACACCUCCCUUCACUUCUCCCGCUCUUGCACCAGUCUUCGCUCCCAUCCUCUCUUCCUAUAUACCCUCAACUGACGAGAAUACCUGCACGUCCUCCCUCGCCAUGACUAUCGAUCUCAUUCCCGAUGUGGGCUUGAAGGCCCUGGCCAAGCUGAAAGGCCGCACCCUCCAUGUGCCAGACCCUUCUCCAUGGUACUCGGACGUGCCUUCAGGCUUCAACCGACACUACGCUCGGCUGGUCCCGAAGGUGGGAGGGAUCCUAGAGAGCGUGAUACAAGAUCCAAAGGCCCUUAGAAAGGCCAAAGGCAUCGAUGUGGCCCACCUGACUUGCGCACUUUUCCCCGUCGCAGAAUGGGAUGUCCUCCUCAUCUUCGCGCACUACAGCGUCUGGAUCUUCCUCUGGGACGACGAGGUCGACAGGGCGCUCCCAGAGCUCCAGGUGGACCCCAACGGCGACGGCACCAGCCCGGCAGCGCCGCAGCCUACCAUCGCCUCCGACCUGAACCUCGGCAACGCCUACCGCGCCCAGUCCCUGCGGUACAUCGGCCACCACCUCGGCAUCCACGAGGACCCGGCCGAGGACGCCGCCCUGGCCGCUGGCGGCCGCUGCCGCUGCCGCGAGAACCUCGGGACCGACGCGCGCGGCGAGCUGGUCCCGCCCACGCCGGCCUCGGGCCUCUACGUCUUCAUGGGCCGCGAGUUGCGCGCGCGGUGCGACGAGGGCGAGAUCCGCCGCUUCUGGGAGCAGAUCUGCAACUUCGCCGCCGCCACCGCCGUCGAGCAGGCCCACCGCCUCUCGGGCCGGUUCCCGAGCCUGGAGGACUACUGGCGUAUACGGUACUAUGGCGGCGGCGCGCUCAUCCACGCCGCCCUUGCUGUCAUGAAGUGCGGUAACAACGCUCCUGUCAGCAUGUCCGACCUAUCAGAGCCGAUCCAGAGCCAGUUUAACAUCAUGCUGGACGAUUUCAACAAGAACGUGCUCAUUUCGAACGACAUCUUUUCCUUAAAAAAGGAGUUGACCGACGGCACUCUCACAAACAUGUUCGUUGUCGCCCUCGCCGAGGCGGACGUGGCAGGGGGCGACCACGCGCAGCAGAUCCUGGCCGAGGCGGUGGCCAAGUUCGAGGAAACGACGCGUGCCACCGUCGAAGCCGCGGACGAGAUCCGCCGACAGGCCAAACACGACGCCGCUCCUGGUCACGCCGAGUCCGCGGCCAAGUUUGCUUCCUCGCUCGAGAUGAUGCUGCACGGCUUCCUCACGUGGACGUUGUACACGGCCAGAUAUGGAAUAAAGGGGCUCGUCCAGCCAGACGGGUCUGUUAUUAUUAAGCUGUAAUGUUCAUUUUAGGCCACAGCCCGUAGCCCAGCUUGCACGCUCGACUUCGUUGUUACUACAGCUACAGUCCCAGCUACCAAGACAAUACAAACCCGUAAUUAACUCUCC